AUGAAGAAGCCUGUUAUGAGGGAGAGGCGUCUGUAUAUUACGAAAUGUAUCUGGCAACACGUCUCUCUUCAAAAUUCUCCGACUGAUGCUCUCUCAUUCGUUCGUGCAAGUAUAUCUAUCUAUCUAUCUAUCUAUCUAUCUAUCUAUAUAUCUAUCUAUAUAUAUUCUUUUUGUUUAAUAAGUGACGCUUCUUUUGUACUUCGUUUUCUUCCAAUGCUUUUCUUUGGUUCUUUUUACCUUUUGCCUGUUUUUCCUUUGACCAAAUAUUUCUUUUAUUCAAAAUUGAUUUUUAUUCUACCAAAUUAUAACUACAAUUCACUUUUUGUUCAAUUUUCUUGCUUUCUUGCUCUCUUGCUUUCUUUCUUUCUUUCUUUCUUUCUUUCUUUCUUUUAUGCUUUCUUUUCAGCUCAUGCAGUGGUCAGGGCUCAAAUAGUUAAUUUUCCGAUUUUCUUUCUUUCUUUCUUUCUUUCAGAGCGCAAUUUUAAUUUCUAUUCUUUGACUUUCUUCGUGAGUAUAAUUUUCCUUUAUUUUCCUUCUUUAUUUUUAUUACCAGUUACACUUCAGUGUAUUAUUCCAGUCAUUUAUCAACAUUUCUUUUCAUUUCCUUCUUUGUUUGUGCAUUUUUAUCUCUUUUCCUUCUUAAUUCUCCUUUGUAUUUUUUCUUUCUGUUUCUUUGAAACAAGUUCAUUCGUUUAUAUUGCAUUCCUCAUUUUCAUUUUGCUAUGA
This is a messenger RNA of Acanthosepion pharaonis, 726 nucleotides long. NCBI's taxonomy places the organism in Eukaryota, Metazoa, Mollusca, Cephalopoda, Sepiida, Sepiidae. The record is from the annotation of a GenBank genome assembly.